Messenger RNA from Raphanus sativus (radish), 648 nucleotides. RefSeq names its product upstream activation factor subunit UAF30. Gene Ontology annotation, cellular component: nucleus. Bases 214 to 558 code for a protein of 114 amino acids. Lineage: Eukaryota; Viridiplantae; Streptophyta; Magnoliopsida; Brassicales; Brassicaceae. The record is from RefSeq and is a predicted model, not a curated record. The transcript has 3 exons.
UGGUUAGAAGGUUUAAGUCUGUACUUAUUAGUAUAGGAACCUUCCCUUCGUCUCUCUUAACUUUCUAUUACACAGCCCACAGCGUUUCAGACGCGAGAAUUCUCCAACGCCGCAGCGUUACGGCGUGAAAGCUUCAGCUCGUUUACAUUGGCUUGUUACUUUCAGCUUCACUUACCACUCACAUUUGAAUAUCUGGUGCUGAUUGGAAUCAAGAUGCAGCCGCAGAGGUUGAAGAAGGCGAUAACUGAUAACCCUAAGAAGCUUGGUGAAUUGAUUGACCUAGUGAAUCUUCCAUCUACUCUACGUGACUUCGUUGGCCAGUCUCAGAGUUCUCGUCUUGGUUGUUUCAUGCGUGUCUGGUCUUACAUCAAGACCAACAAUCUUCAGGAUCCUAAGAACAAGAAUGUGGUGAACUGUGAUGAAAAGCUGAAGAGCGUUUUGCUUGGGAAGCCGCGAGUGGAGCUAGUCGAUCUUCCUUCUCUUAUCAAGUUGCAUUUCACCACCAAAGCACCCAACUCGAAUCCUCAAGAAAAAAGAAGAGCAUCCGUCUUUAAGUAAUACCUUUUGGUUUAUGUUUUGAAAGCUUUGCCUAUGACAUCAAAAUAGCAUCUUUAAUUAUUUUUGAGAAAGAUGGUUCUUUUACCAACA